CUCUACAGACUUAUGUAGUGAACGAACGCUCGCUCGCGAAUAAAUCAGUGACGAUAUUAAAAAGUUGACUUUUUUGUAUGAAAAUCGUGUUGUGUCUUAUUCAUUUUUACAAGUGUGGACUUUGGAUUAUUAUUUCUAUAAACUGUGGAUAAUUUGCAUGGAUUUAGUGAGGAACUAGAAAUAAACAGUGUAAGUCGUCAUGAAGAGCCUAUGAUCAUUUGAAAUUGGGCGUGAGCAGCGCCUGCGGACAAGAUGACGUCAGAGCGAACCAUCCCCCACCUGAGGGACAUCUUCGGCCUCAACCAGCAGUAUGACGCCAAGCCUUACGAAGACAGUGAAGACAAAACUAAGAAGUCAAUCAGAAAGAAGAAGGAUGACUACAGGACAUACACCAACGGUGACGUGAAAACGUUAGAAAGACAUUUAAGUAUGAAGAAGACUAUAAGGAAAAAGAUCAUGCGUGACUUACAGCAAGCAUUUGUAGAAGACCCAAACGAGUUUAAGGUCGAGAAUACAAGCCCGGAGAAGUUAAAAGCGGAGCUGAGCGCAGAAGCUGUCAAAAUCGAGAAGAACGUUCGGAAAAACGAUCCGACGUUUCUGGAUAUGCUUCGAGGAGAAACGCGGGGCGAGGAGACGAGGGAGGAGCAGCCGACGGCGGAGAAGACCAGCUUCUGGCGGCGUCUUACCAUGAAGAACAAGAAUAAGAGAUAAUCUGUUUAUCAGACCGUUCAUACGUUACUUUGUUUAGCUAAUCUACAGGUUUACUCGAGUGUUAGGUUUUGCAUCAAGAAAAUUAAUAUCUCACUGGAGAUACCUAAAAGAGAGGAAGCAGCGCCCCUGGACAGCCAUUUAAGAUCUGUAUUUCUCCUACUUUCUUUAUUUAAAUUGUUCUUAAGCUCGGUUUAUAGCUCGUUCACACAUCUGCGUAAGCUUAGACGUAGCAAGUACGCUUUGUAAUGUAUGGAACUGUAUGAAACAUGGCACACCGCUUGCGUAAAGCGUGGCCGUAUGCGUAACCCGGUGUGUUAGGGGUUUACGCGCGUCACUGCGCACGUGUCAUAUCUACGCAAUUGGUGUGAAUCGGCCUUUAGUGACAAGAGCUGAGAGGUAGCGUAAUCUUGAUGCGGACGUGGCGCUGUCACAGGUCUCAACAUCAAGUAUACAUCAAGUAUGGUGUCAAUUAUAUAUAGGAUAGGUACUUUGUAACAUUUUAGAAAUGACGAAUUUUAGAGAAGAUCGCUUUGAUACUAUGCGGAUGUGGAUUGAACGUAAAGAACUGUGUUCCUAAUAAGUUUAC
This is a messenger RNA of Maniola jurtina (meadow brown), 1297 nucleotides long. RefSeq lists its product as uncharacterized. Lineage: Eukaryota; Metazoa; Arthropoda; Insecta; Lepidoptera; Nymphalidae. The transcript is spliced from 3 exons. Bases 253 to 711 code for a protein of 152 amino acids. The record is from RefSeq and is a predicted model, not a curated record.